AUGUGGUGGAAAACAUCUCAAAGUACCCCCCAACGUGCAAAAAACUGUCUCACGUUACCCUUUCCGUCAGUUUUUUUGAAGUUCCGUUACGAACGUUACUGUUCAUCUCCCCCAAAAUUCCAGAACAGCAGCUCCUCCCAUUUGUUACUGUUCAUCGCACCAGUUUUUGGGCUGUCAUCGCCUCCUCCGGCCACCCCAAGCGACGACAUGGAUAUCAAAAGAACCAGCACGUUGUCCUCUACCACCCUCACAUCUCAGCCGCUGCCAACCGUCGUCUGGAUCACCGAAAAAAGCAAGAAAUUGGCCGGUUUUUACCCAAAAUCUCCAUUGCUCGUUCGGGCGAUUCCGAGCACCAUUUUCUUCGAUCCAG
Molecule: messenger RNA, 370 nt
Organism: Prunus armeniaca (apricot)
Lineage: Eukaryota; Viridiplantae; Streptophyta; Magnoliopsida; Rosales; Rosaceae
Source: the annotation of a GenBank genome assembly